Messenger RNA from Oncorhynchus gorbuscha (pink salmon), 1002 nucleotides. RefSeq names its product sporozoite surface protein 2-like. Lineage: Eukaryota; Metazoa; Chordata; Actinopteri; Salmoniformes; Salmonidae. The transcript has 3 exons. The record is from RefSeq and is a predicted model, not a curated record. The coding region runs from base 1 to 1002 and encodes 333 amino acids.
AUGCUCCUUCCCUUCUACAACCUGUGGCAGCAGGUAGCCAGGACUCACACCUACAAUCCCCUGGAGGACUCACACCUACAAUCCCCUGGAGGACUCACACCUACAAUCCCCUGGAGGACUCAAACCCACAAUCACCUGGAGGACUCACACCCACAAUCCCCUGGAGGACUCACACCCACAAUCCCCUGGAGGACUCACACCCACAAUCCCCUGAAGGACUCACACCCACAAUCACCUGGAGGACUCACACCCACAAUCCCCUGGAGGACUCACACCCACAAUCCCCUGGAGGACUCACACCCACAAUCCCCUGGAGGACUAACACCCGCAAUCCCUCUAAGGGCUAACAACCACAAUCCCUUGGAGGACUCACACCCACAAUCUCCUGGAGGACACACACCCACAAUCACCUGGAGGACUCACACCCACAAUCCCCUGAAGGACUCACACACACCUACAAUCCCCUGGAGGACUCACACCCACAAUCCCCUGGAGGACUCACCCCCACAAUCCCCUGGAGGACUCACACCCACAAUCCCCUGGAGGGCUAAAACCCACAAUCCCCUGGAGGACUCACACCCACAAUCCCCUGGAGGGACUCACACCCACAAUCCCCUGGAGGACUCACACCCACAAUCCCCUGGAGGACUCACACCCACAAUCCCCUGGAGGACUCACACCUACAAUCCCCUGGAGGACUCACACCCACAAUCCCCUGGAGGACUCACACCCACAAUCCCCUGGAGGGCUCACACCCACAAUCCCCUGGAGGACUCACACCCACAAUCCCCUGGAGGACUCACACCCACAAUCCCCUGGAGGAAUCACACCCACAAUCCCCUGGAGGACUCACACCCACAAUCCCCUGGAGGAAUCACACCCACAAUCCCCUGGAGGACUCACACCCACAAUCCCCUGGAGGACUCACACCCACGAUCCCCUGGAGGACUCACACCCACAAUCCCCUGGAGGGCUAACACCCACAAUCCCCUGGAGGGCUAA